Photinus pyralis (common eastern firefly) is the source of this 1462-nucleotide messenger RNA. Its product is annotated as phospholipase A2 inhibitor-like. The transcript has 2 exons. Bases 167 to 1213 code for a protein of 348 amino acids. Gene Ontology annotation, cellular component: plasma membrane. NCBI's taxonomy places the organism in Eukaryota, Metazoa, Arthropoda, Insecta, Coleoptera, Lampyridae. Gene Ontology annotation, molecular function: protein binding. The record is from RefSeq and is a predicted model, not a curated record.
AUACCAACAUUGUGAAGGUGAAUGACGCAGAUUCUAGUUAGUUUGCCUCACGGCAACUUCUUCACCUUUCGUCGCGUCGCUGUUUUAUAAUUAUAGUCCAAAUAGACUUUUGUGGUGCAUAGAACUAAAUGCAAGAAAUUUCGGGUGUGUUGGGUCAUGAUUCGCAAUGAUGAAGACGUGUUCGAUACUUUUGCUCAUUCUCAUAAUCAGAGGUGUUUCGCUACAAUGUACAAUCUCCACGUUCGACGACACAGUAAUAAGGAUAAACAACGUCAAGGAAACCAUAAAUGGAUGCCUCUCACCAGAGACAAUAACCUUUAAAGGCCAAAUUACAGCAAUAGCCAUUAAUAAUCAAGACAAUAUACUCGAUUUAAAUUAUGGCGCAGUACAAAAUAUUUCGAGCAAUUUUCGCUUGGAUUUAAGGAAUAAUCGUAUCGAGUUCAUAAGGGAAGGGGCGUUCUUAAAUCUUCCCGGGCUCUAUUACAUCAACUUGCGAUACAACGAAAUUACGUGGAUUGCUAAAAAUUCGUUUAAGGAUUUGCCAUCAUUAAGCGAAGUGUUAUUAAGUGAUAAUAAAAUUACGGUGGUGUGGCAGCAGGCUUUCAACAAUCUUCCAAAGUUAAGGUACAUCGCGUUUACCGGUAACAAGUUGGACCGUUUUGAUCAAGAUUGGUUCUCUGCAACACCCAAUGUGGAACGAUUAUAUUUUGGGUACAAUCAGUUACGCGAAAUCACGAGGGGUGCCUUUAUCAACCUUCCAAACUUGAAGUUUCUCCUGUUCGCCCAAAAUCUGCUCGAGUACAUCGAUCCAGACGCGUUUAAAGGAUUGCGAAAUUUGGAAAAAAUGACUUUCGAGGACAACAGGCUUAGAAGCAUCGAGCUCAAUCUCCACAGACCUUCCAAACUGGCCGAACUUUACAUAAUGUUUAAUAAUAUAACGUACAUAUCGGACAGGAUGUUAGAGACGUUGCGACCCAGUUUAAAAUCAUUUGAGGUGUACCGUAAUCCGUGGCAGUGUUCCUGCUUGGAUAAGAUAGUAUCUUGGGGACUUAAAAAUAACAUUUCGGUUAACGCGGGAUGGUUUCGUCCCGAACUAAAAGCUACGGCCGUGUGCGUUUAUCCCACGACAUACUCACAGGCGUGCCUUGACCGUGGUGAAAACGAGUACGAGCUAGGAUUUUGGGCUCACGUUUGGAAGAAAAAGGACUAUUAAAAUACGAUCCUCAACCGCCGUUCUGCUUUCCCAAAAUGGCUGGCUGUAAAUAGAAAAACUUCAAUUUCGGUUUUCCUGGCUUGGUGCAGUUCUUCACCUGAAUUUUGCUCAACGUCGCCUUCAUAUUAGAAUGUGAUCGCCGAGAUGCGCCCCAAAUAAAUUCUUAAAAGUGCGUAGAUUCCUGCAACUGCAACAAUAUGUAAUUGUGAUUUGUUUGGACAAAUAAAACUUGAUACCUAGGUAAUCUUA